Molecule: messenger RNA, 1013 nt
Organism: Plutella xylostella (diamondback moth)
Lineage: Eukaryota; Metazoa; Arthropoda; Insecta; Lepidoptera; Plutellidae
Product: 3-hydroxyacyl-CoA dehydrogenase type-2
Biological process (GO): androgen metabolic process; estrogen metabolic process; fatty acid metabolic process
Cellular component (GO): mitochondrion
Molecular function (GO): estradiol 17-beta-dehydrogenase [NAD(P)+] activity
Source: RefSeq, a predicted model, not a curated record
GUCACUUGUGACUUGUCAAAAUAAAUAUUUUUGUUGUAGAAAGCGGCACUUUUAAAAGUUAAACCUAAAAUAUAAAAGAAAAUCACUACUAAUCCUAAUUAAAUUGUAUAUUACAGCACGAACUAUCUCCACUUUGAAAAUGUUGAAGGUGAAAUGAUAACUACGAUAAAUAAUUGCAACACAAAAUGUAAACAUAACCUCAACUCUUAUAACCUUAAAUUCUAGGGUGCAGUAAGUUUGGUGACCGGUGGAGCUUCAGGUCUGGGGAAGGCGACCGUGGAGCGGCUAGUUCAAAAUGGCGGCAAAGUUGUCAUCCUGGACGUGCAAGGCACGAGAGCGCAGGAAUUCGCUAAACAGAUUGGCAGUGAUGUUAUAGCAUCUCCAGGAUGUGUGACAUCAGAAGAGGAUGUGAAGAAAGCCUUGUCUAUAGCCAAAGACAAGUUUGGUCGACUCGACAUCGUGGUGAACUGCGCCGGGCUGGCUCAGACCUUCCAGACUUACAACUUCAAGACUGACCGAGCACACGAGUUGGAAGAUUUUGUUAAAGUUGUCAAUACAAACACAGUAGGAACAUUCAACGUGAUCCGUUUAGCGGUGGGUCUGAUAGGCAAAAACCAGCCUUCAGAAGACGGUCAGAGGGGUGUUAUUGUGAAUACUGCGUCCACUAUAGCCUACGAAGGGGACAUCGGGCAGGCUGCGCUGGCGGCGUCAGGGGCCGGCAUCAUUGGCAUGACUCUACCCAUUGCGAGAGAUCUGGCCAAGCAAGGGAUCAGGGUUGUCACUAUUGCACCAGGUGUCUUCGACACACCCCUAGUCUCUUACCUGCCUUUCAGGAUGAUAGAGUUCCUCAAAAGAAUGACGCCGUUCCCCUCAAGACUCGGAAAACCUGAAGAAUUCGCGCAUUUAGUCACCAGCAUAGUGGAGAACCCCAUGUUGAAUGGAGAAGUUAUAAGACUAGACGGCGCCCAAAGAUGGUUCCCGUUGUAAAAUGUUAAAUACCUAUUAUGUUUAAG